UGCACCUGCUUACACCUUGCGUUUGUGUGUUGUAAUCGGCGAGGAUGCAAACAAUAAUCUGUCACCUAAUAAUGACGCCGAGGCGAAAUGUCGCGCGCCGCCGCGUGCGCACCUAGCCUCGGGUGCGGAAAAUCGUCGGCCGUGCAGCGCGGAGGGAUCGUCAUCGUCGUCGUCGCCCGAACCGCGAUCCCGAUCGUGCGGUACAGCCUGACACUUUCGGAGCGGUGCCGUUCACGCGCUCCGUGGGAUGCGUUCCUGCCGCACUCGUAAAGCAUCAUCUGUUGUUUACCUUUCGACGACCCUCGCGUCAUCGGCGACCUUUAUCAUGUUACGCGCUGACACGAACGAUGCUCCAAUUUUUUAAGAAGAUUGGACAGAGGGAUAAGUCCGGAAUACCAGAAACUUCACCUACAAAAUUGACAAGUUCCGGAAACUUUCUGAUAGAUGUAUUCAAUGAUGGUGCAUCGUCUAUUCAGACAUCCUCGGGUAUAUUGUACAGUCUCGAAGAAGAAGAGGAGGAGGAGAUUCUCAAUAAUGACAUUAAGGAAGUAUGCGCCUUCAGUUCUCGGUUGUCUAAAGCUCUGCCGGAAAUACUUAAGGACAAAAGUGCCCUUGGUUAUUUCAUCCAGUUUAUGGACAUCAGAAAGCACAUAGCUCUCAUUAAGUUCUGGUUAGAAGUGGAAUGUUUGUGUAGUGCAUUCGAGAUGCCAGAUACACAGAAAGUCAGACAGUCAAAUCAAAAGGAGAUAAUGAACGCCUUGCCUACUUCCUUAGACGAUAAUGAAAACUUUAGCUGUGACAUGCUCGCUAGCAAUGUAAAUACUCAAACGAGCAGUGAAAUACCAUUCGAUGAGAGAACAUGUGAUGUAACGUCUAACGAUAUGCCAAAGACUAGUCAGGCAAUAAGCGACACGCGACAAUCAAAUCACGAUUGUGAAGGUAAGAGACACGACACAACGACGACUAGGCAGGAUGCUUUGAGAAUUUACAAGAAGUAUAUUCUCAAAGAAGCUCUGGAUGUAAAUCAAAUAUCUGAAGAAUUAAGGCUAGAUAUGGAGAAGGCUAUUGUCCAGGAAAACAUUGAGCCUAUAUUACGGUGCCUAUCUGCUGUUCAAAACAUAGUAUACGAUAUAUUAGAAAACGAAUAUAUUAAUGAUUUUUUACGAAGCGAAUUUCACUGUAAGCAUCAAAUUGACGUGCUCACUAGUGGCAAUGUACAAUUAGCAGAUAUAUUAUACAACGAAACAGCAUUCUUUUAUUUCAUGGAGUUUAUGGAACUUGAGAAUAAGCGAGAAUUAUUGGACUUUUGGAUGUCGGCUAUAAGUUAUAAGCAGAAUUUCUUGGAGAAACAGGGAGCAGCCAAUCCUGAAGAAGUGCAAUCUGAUGCCGUUAUUAUUUACGAGAAAUAUUUCAGUUUACAAGCAACUAUGCCUCUUGGAUUUAGUGACAAGAUUCGUUUUCAUGUGGAACAAAAUAUUUGCCGUGAGGAUGAGAGCGGUCCACAACCCGAUUGUUUUGAUAAACCUAGUAAAAUUGUAUAUAAUUUUCUCAACAAGCAUUAUUUGCCAGUGUUCUUAUCGUCGCAGCUGUAUUAUAAAUACUUAUCAGAGUUAAUCAACACAAUUCAAACCAGUCCAUGUCCGAGUUUACAUUCCAAGAUAAGAAGAACAGGUUCCGAUUGCAGCAGUGAAGUAAGCUCAGUGUGUACUAGUAUGCCAAGUAUUUCUCAAAUAGGAAAUAAUGGCAACAAAUUACCUGAUAAUAAGAAAACUAUUAAUAGUCAUCUGAAUAUUGACACUAGGCAACUUUACGAUCCAGAUUCCUUAUGGCGACGUAAUAAAUAUAGUUUGAGCAUUGGUUACGUUGACAACUUAGGUAGAUUUAUUACUGAAAUAGAGCCAGAUCCUCAUAGAAAAUAUGAAUCUCGCCUAACUCGUGUUGUAAAACGAUUUGUAAAUAUAGAACAAGAUAAGGCUAAAGAGGAGUUAGCAUGGAGAAUCGCCGAAAUGAUCAUUCGUGAAAUCACGUCUUUAACGCUUGGAGCUUCAAAUCUUCCCUCUUGAUGGUGCAAAUUUAACAUGACGAUUCUGAGGCUUAAGUUUUCUUUAAGUAUAAAAUAUUUUGUGUGUUUGUGUGUAUAAGUCAAGUGCUUUGUUUUUUUAUUUUGAACAUUAGCGGAACAAUAAUGCAGACUUUGCCAAAGUGCCAAACAGAUAAAUGAAAAAUUCUAAUUCUUUUAUAAUACAUUUAAAAGGAAGUACUAUUUGU
Atta colombica is the source of this 2268-nucleotide messenger RNA. It is a transcript of the gene pkaap, whose product is annotated as A-kinase anchor protein 10, mitochondrial. Gene Ontology annotation, molecular function: protein kinase A binding. Gene Ontology annotation, biological process: intracellular protein localization. Lineage: Eukaryota; Metazoa; Arthropoda; Insecta; Hymenoptera; Formicidae. Bases 348 to 2063 code for a protein of 571 amino acids. The record is from RefSeq and is a predicted model, not a curated record. Gene Ontology annotation, cellular component: plasma membrane. The transcript has 10 exons.